Aspergillus puulaauensis is the source of this 1239-nucleotide messenger RNA. RefSeq names its product fungal specific transcription factor domain-containing protein. NCBI's taxonomy places the organism in Eukaryota, Fungi, Ascomycota, Eurotiomycetes, Eurotiales, Aspergillaceae. The transcript has 3 exons. Gene Ontology annotation, cellular component: nucleus. The record is from RefSeq and is a predicted model, not a curated record. The coding region runs from base 1 to 1239 and encodes 412 amino acids. Gene Ontology annotation, molecular function: transcription cis-regulatory region binding; DNA-binding transcription factor activity. Gene Ontology annotation, biological process: positive regulation of transcription by RNA polymerase II.
AUGUCGUACUUUGAACGCAUCAUCUGCAGCAGCUCUACCCUCGUCGACAACGCGCAUUGCAAUCCAUACCGUUAUUUGAUCUUGCCUAUGGCGUUGGCCUCAGACGGAUUGUAUCAUGCAACUCUAGCAAUUGCUGCAAAUACUCUACGACUGUCGAAUCCUUUAUAUCGUCUCCCGGCUCUGGAGCAUCACCACCAUGCCCUAGCCUACCUACGCGGCUUACUAGACCAAGAUCAAUGGACCGACAGAGAGCUCGAUGAGAUGACGGGACUCGUCCUGAUGUUAUGUUGGUUUGAGAUCUCCGACAACAGCUGCUCAUCCUGGGUAACCCAUCUAAACGGAUACCAGGACCUUCUGCGCGCGCGACAGCAUCGGCAAGCAAUGACGUCUCAAUGUCGCUCACCCCAUAGCGAACAGCUCUCUAGUUUCUUCAAUCGUUAUUUCGCAUUUCACCUUGUGUUAGCGAGGACUGCGUUUCGGCUGGAUGACUCGGUAUUCGCAUUGCAGCCGAUGCUGGGCCUGAUGCAUGAGUCUGAUGCUAACAAACUGGAAGAGAAUGAAGCGGAUAUUAUUGACCCGUAUAUGGGGCUGAGCCACUCGCUAUUGCUGCUCAUUAAUCAAGUCGCCCAGAUAGCAUGGGAGGAUAGGGAUGGUGGCAGUGUUGGUGAUGACAGCAAUAACGUUCUACAACUCAAAGAGCGUCUAGAGAAUCUCCAGCAAAUUCCACCGCCUCUAGGUAACGACGCAGAGGCAGAGACAGAAUGCGUUGCUAUUGCGGAGGCAAAUCGACUCGGGGCAUUACUUCUGUUGCAUGAAGUCUGCUCCAGAAAGGACACGAAGAAUGAAAGAGGGGCUCGACAUCUUCCUCGACAUCUUCAAAUGCUAGAUUCAGGCGAAAAGGAUCACGGCGUCAAGAGUAUUUUAUCUCUUAUAUUGGAAAAGAAAGCAAGCAUGAUGCGCACAGCGGUGUUACCACUCUGGCCACUCUUUCUAGCCGGUUGCUGUGCUCCCACCGAUGCAGAGAGAGUGAUUGUGAUGCAGUUGUUUGAGGAAUUGGAAGGGAUACGGAGGUUUGGGAAUAUUGCACCGGCGAUGGAGGUAGUGCAGAUGGUCUGGCGACAGCGGGAUUUGGCUGCACAGGAUGGGAGAAAAAAGAGAAGCGACAGAGGAGGCCAGGCAAGGUUUGAAUGGGAGCGUGCUAUGGCGAUGCUUGGGGGUUGGAAGUUGAGUUUGACGUAG